AUGUCUGUCCACGAGCAAGAACUCUCAAAUCUCCAACAAAGCCAUGAGGCUAGUCAUGAAUCGAAGCAAUCUCAGGGUACCGACGAGCUCAAUUCAGUCGAAAGACCAAUUAUCGUCGGCAUAUAUGGGAUCUCGGGCUCUGGAAAAACUUUUCUCAUGGACCAUUUAAAGCAGGACUUGAGGGAAACUUCAUUCCAUUUCUAUGAAGGUUCGGAGGCGAUAGCCAAUCUCGUACCUGGAGGCCUCAAAGCCUUUCAGCAGAUGGGUGAACUAGAAAAGACGCAGUGGCGUGAACAAGCUAUCGACACCAUCAGAAUUCGGAGCAAUGGCGAUGGAAAAACGACUGUAGUCACUGGUCACUUCAUGCUCUGGCCGGAAGAAGAUGAAACCGGGCACAAAGUCUGUACACGGAGCGAUCUGGCCGCCUAUACGCACAUCCUUUAUCUCGAUAUUCCCGUCGAGACCAUCGAGCAACGCCGCCGGAACGAUGCUUCGAAACCACGCCCCGAUACUUCAGUCUCCCAUCUACUGAAAUGGCAGCAAGCCGAAAAGGCUCAGCUGCAAUCGUUAUGUCGCCAGCAUGGCAUCUUGUUCUCAGCUCUGACAUCAGAUGCCAGUGUAAAGAAGAGAGCAUUGGAGCUCAUCCGAGACUUCAGAGUUCAUACCGAAAAUCACAAUGAGAUCCAAGCUCAGACCAGAUUGGAUGCGGCUAUGGCGUCCUACAGAAGCCCACCUAGUACGAUCCUGGUACUAGACGGCGACAAAACACUGACUGCGCAGGACACCGGGCCUUUGUUUUGGCAGAAACUAUCGGAAACCGGAUCAAUGCCCAUAAGUGCUCCACUAAAGUCAUUGUUUGGUGGCCCAAUGGGGUACUCUUACAAAAGUUUUCGACAGGCUAUGCUUCUAUAUGAGGACGCUGUCGACGAGCAUACUUACGAUGCCAUCUGUCAACAGGUAGCUUCCGACGUAGAAGUCCAUCUGGAAUUCAAGCGCUUGCUGCGGCUGGUAGCGGAGCAAGAGCACCUCGGUGCCGUCGUCGUAAGUUGCGGCCUUCACCGAGUCUGGGAGAAAGUUCUCGGGAAAGAAGGCUUGUCCCAAGGCAUACCGAUCAUCGCGGGCGGAAGACUUUCAGACGGUUUUGUUGUGACAGCAAAAACCAAGGCUGCCGUUGUGAACCGUUUGCAGACGCUACACCACGCAUAUGUUUGGGCAUUCGGCGAUAGUCCACUCGAUAUUCCCAUGUUGAUGGCAGCGGACGAAGCAAUUGUUGUAGUUGGCGAUGAGAUCACCAGAAGCAGAUCGAUGGAUACGGUCCUCUCUGAUAUGAUAGGCAAGGGCCAAUUGAGCGCACGCCAAGUCAAUUUGCCUCGUACUGCUUCAUCGCGGCUGGACACAUCUAUGCUGCCGAUGAUCGACUUGAACAACAUAGAGUUCCUCACUGACCUGCUUCGCCGCCAUGAUCGCUCCGCAAAGCUUGCAUUCUAUCAUGCAACAAACAAGAACGCGGCCAAAGCCAUUGCAACCCUGAUGCGCGAUGCAGCUGUUGCUGGGCCUGCGUUAAGGAGAGCUCAUCGUCAGGCGGGCUGGUAUCUCUCUCAGGAGUACUUGACUCACAUAAUCGGAGUGGAGGACUGUCCGAUCUCGCACGUCCUAGGGCACGGAGCCACCGGAUCCCGGCUCAUGGAUGAACAGAAGACGACAAUUGUGGCAAUCAUGCGAGCUGGUGAACCCAUGGCCUCUGGCGUCAGCGAGGCUUUCUCGCUGGCGAUGUACGUGCACGCCAAGUCCCCCAGCGACCUUGCACCCCACCAUAUUCAAGGCCAAAGCCAGAUUUUAUUGGUCGACUCCGUCGUAAACAGCGGAAAGACGGUCAUCCAGUUUGUACAGCACGUUCGCAAUGUUAGCAAAUAUAUUCAUAUUGUGGUAGUGACUGGGGUUAUCCAAGGGAAAUGUGUUUCUUCGAGGAGUAAGGUAUACCAGGCACUGGAAACGUGUGGGAACGUCAGUCUCGUGGCGCUUCGGAUUUCGAGCACAAAGUUUACCGGUAGCGGCACGACUGACACGGGUAACCGUCUUUUCAACACCACCCACAUUCUUUAG
Messenger RNA from Paraphaeosphaeria sporulosa, 2103 nucleotides. RefSeq lists its product as uncharacterized. Lineage: Eukaryota; Fungi; Ascomycota; Dothideomycetes; Pleosporales; Didymosphaeriaceae. The coding region runs from base 1 to 2103 and encodes 700 amino acids. The transcript has a single exon. Gene Ontology annotation, biological process: L-serine biosynthetic process; dephosphorylation. Gene Ontology annotation, molecular function: magnesium ion binding. The record is from RefSeq and is a predicted model, not a curated record. Gene Ontology annotation, cellular component: cytoplasm.